Molecule: messenger RNA, 1302 nt
Organism: Copidosoma floridanum
Lineage: Eukaryota; Metazoa; Arthropoda; Insecta; Hymenoptera; Encyrtidae
Gene: Dph2
Product: Diphthamide biosynthesis 2
Biological process (GO): protein histidyl modification to diphthamide
Molecular function (GO): 2-(3-amino-3-carboxypropyl)histidine synthase activity
Source: RefSeq, a predicted model, not a curated record
AUGCGUAAGGUUUUACUUCAGAUAUCUGAUGAUUUCCUAAAAGAUUCUGUGAAAAUUGUAUCUAAGUUGAAGAAAAAUUCAAGCGCUCUAAUUUUUACAGUUGGAAAUACUGUUCAUCAAAACUGUUGCAAUGAUGUCUUGAGUAUAGACCAUUUGAAACUUGAUGCCUAUAUACAUAUUGGAAAUGCUUGUUUUAGCUGUAAUAAUGAUUUACCUACUUUCUACAUCUUUCCAAAACAAGAAAUUUGCAUCGAUGAGUUUUGCAAAACAUUUGUGAAUCAUUUCGGUAAUGAAACCGAGAAUAUUUUACUUUACUAUGAUGUGAAAUAUGCGCAUGUUAUUGUUAAAAUUUAUGAAACAAUCAAGCCAAAGUAUAAAAACAUAAUUUUAUCAAGAAUAAUAUGUGAUUCAAACAUAUCUGCACUAAAAACAGCAAAUAAUAGUAAUCCAAUUAUCAUUGGUAGAAGUUGUGAUGUGACGAUAAAUUUUAAGGGGUAUGAUGGCUUUUACCUAGGACCUAAUAAUCACACUUUUCAAUCUUUAGCAAUAAGUUUACCAGUAAGAAAAUGGCACUAUUAUCAAGAUUUAAAAGUAUCUACGUUUGACCUACUUCAUUUUCCAUGGUUGAAAAAAAAAAACUACCUAAUCGAAAAAAUCAGAGACUCAAAGCGAUUUGGAUUAUUAAUUGCAUCAUUGAAUGUAAGCGAGCACGUAAACAUUCUUGAAUCAACCAAAACUAUUCUUAAAAAAAUGUCCAAAAAAAUUUAUACAUUUAGUGUAGGAAAAGUGAACCCAUCUAAGCUUGCAAAUUUUCAAGAGGUAGAUGUAUAUAUUAUAGUAAGUUGUCCAGAAAAUAGCUUGAUGGAUACAUACAAUUAUUAUAAGCCAGUAGUCACUCCGUUUGAUAUUGAAUUGGCCUUUAACGAAGUGAGGAAUAGUGUUGUGCCUUAUUCAAUUGAUUUUCGACAAAUUCUACCUGAAGGAAUCAAUUACAAAGUAUUUCAGAGCCUUCAUCAACCCGAUGUUUCCCUUAUAAAUGGUACAGUAAGAAAUUUUGGGCAGGAAUGUUUGAGUCAGGCAACUUCUCUUAAUUAUUUGAAGCAAAAAGUUAGUAAUCAUAUUGAAAAAAGGAGUGUCUCCUUAGAAAAUAGAUGGGAUGGACUUCAGUGUGAGGAGAGCAAGAAAACAAUUGCUUUGGCUACUAGAGGUAGGGAUGGAAUCCCUAUCAAAUAUUUUAAUGAAUCAUCAAUGACAAAAGUUUCUCUAAGAACUAAUACUCUUAAUAGUAUGCAUUUAUCAUAG